AUGGAUGAUGAUGGACUCCACUUUCGUCAGCCAUGGGUUUUCGGAGUCGAACAAGAGAUUGAGAAGCUAGUUACGAAAGUUGAAGAGCAAAGCAAGAAGAUUGAAGAAAUGCGAAAACAGAUUCAGAUCCAAGCCGAAGAGAUAGCCAAGCUUAAUGUUGUUCAAGACAAAUGUUCCAUUUUGCUUGUAUUUUCUUAA
Molecule: messenger RNA, 198 nt
Organism: Thlaspi arvense
Lineage: Eukaryota; Viridiplantae; Streptophyta; Magnoliopsida; Brassicales; Brassicaceae
Source: the annotation of a GenBank genome assembly